AUGCUUCGCACUACUUACAGGGCGCUUGAGCGAUAUCUUCUGAAAUAUGACCGGCACUCUCAAUAUCUAGCUGGAAUGCGAAACUCUGACCAUCGAAAUCUGUCACAUCUUCGAAAUCCAAGAGAAUAUACAUCGACAGCGAAGCAAAGAUGGGCUGGUCACAUAAUGAGAAGAGUGGACGACAGAUGGACGAAAAGAACAGUAGAGUGGGCUCCAAGAGAAUGCAAACGUCGCCUUGGACGACCACCUACACGAUGCGCGGAUGUGUUCGUAAACAAAGUUAAUCAGCUGUACCAGCAGCUGCCGUUUUUUUACAGAUCACGGCAUGAGAGUCGCACGCGCUACCAUUCUGGAACAAAACCACCACCAUAG
This is a messenger RNA of Angiostrongylus costaricensis, 372 nucleotides long. NCBI's taxonomy places the organism in Eukaryota, Metazoa, Nematoda, Chromadorea, Rhabditida, Metastrongylidae. The record is from the annotation of a GenBank genome assembly.